Molecule: messenger RNA, 1473 nt
Organism: Alligator mississippiensis (American alligator)
Lineage: Eukaryota; Metazoa; Chordata; Crocodylia; Alligatoridae
Gene: PENK
Product: proenkephalin
Exons: 3
Coding region: 350-1156 (268 amino acids)
Biological process (GO): neuropeptide signaling pathway; sensory perception; chemical synaptic transmission
Cellular component (GO): plasma membrane; axon terminus; neuronal cell body
Molecular function (GO): opioid receptor binding
Source: RefSeq, a predicted model, not a curated record
GCGUAGGGGCUGCGUCAGCCGAAGCCCGGAGGCGAUUGGGGGAAGACGCCGCUUUUCCCUUCUUGGCCGAAUUAUAAAGUCGCUGCCGCCGCCUCCCGCAGCCGGACUCGAGGAGCAGCCACGGGGCACGGCGGCUGCUGCAGCCCUACCCUGCCCUGCCCCGCGCCGCCCCCACACCUCCUCCAGCGGGGCCCGAGAACUGCGGGCUAUUGCUCCCCCCCUUCCUUUGACAGCUCCUCCGCUCGCCCGGCCGCUCGCUAUAUAACAGCGGCUCGGAGCAAGAGGCGUCCAGCGGAGCCGGCUCCUCUCCAGCGCGGCGGCAGCGGGCUCCUGGGGCAGCCCGGCUCUCAUGGCUUCGCUCCUAAGACGUUGCUGCUGGCUGCUGGCUCUCAGCACCUGCCUCGCACUGACGGUGCGGGCGGCAUGCAGCCGGGACUGCGCCUCCUGCGCCUAUCGCCUGGGGCACCACGCCGAGAUCAACCCCCUGGCAUGCACACUAGAAUGUGAGGGAAAACUGCCUUCUUCAAAAGCCUGGGAAACCUGCAAGGAGAUUCUACAACUGACUAAACUGGAUCUUUCUGCGGAGGGCAACAGCGCUCCAGUAGACAACAAGAAAGAACAGGAUGAGAACCAUUUUCUAGCAAAGAAGUAUGGUGGCUUCAUGAAAAGGUACGGUGGCUUCAUGAAGAAAAUGGAUGAGCUUUACCAUGUAGAACCAGAGGAGGAAACCACUGGAGGAGAAAUUCUUGCUAAGCGGUAUGGAGGAUUCAUGAAGAAAGACUCAGAUGAUGACACCUUGGCUAAUUCUUCUGAUCUGCUGAAGGAGCUUCUGGGAACAGGAGACAACAAUGAAGCUGGACAUUAUCGAGAAAUAAGUGAGAAUGAUGGGGAGGUCAGCAAAAGAUAUGGCGGCUUCAUGAGAAGCAUAAAGCGCAGUCCAGAACUGGAAGAUGAAGCCAAAGAGUUGCAAAAGAGAUAUGGUGGCUUUAUGAGAAGAGUAGGUAGGCCAGAAUGGUGGCUAGACUACCAGAAACGAUAUGGUGGAUUUCUUAAGCGCUUCACUGAUUCUGUUCUGCCUUCAGAAGAAGAUGGGGAAAGUUAUUCCAAAGAGGUUCCAGAGAUGGAAAAGAGAUAUGGUGGAUUUAUGAGAUUUUAACACCCUCCCCUUUUAUCCCUUUUGUCCCAAAUGAGAGAGACUGCCUCAUUGAUCAUAAUUUAUUGUAAUGUGUUGCUUGUACUGUACAGUUUUUUACUGUCCUAGUUAAUGAUGCAAUCUGCAAUCUGUUGUUUCAGGGUCCGUGUUCUUUUAAAUCAAUAAGUAGGUUCUGUUUUAGUCCAAUUUAAAUCUAUAUUGUAGUUUUCAUGCCAAAAAUAUUUUGGUUACCUUUAUCCCUUUUCUUUAAACAGAACAACACAUCUUCAGUAAAAUUGCUUAACUGUACAUAUAAUAAAUUCUUCAUCUUAACUGCAUAA